AUGGAACACAAAUUUAUGGCUAAUGCGGAUAAUUUAACAGUUGUAGCAGAGAAAAGAGAAGACAUAAUAAUAAAAGCCAUAAACAAUCUGGAUGUAGAAGCAAAAAAGGUGGGCUUAGUAAUUAAUGAAAUCAAAACCGACUACAUGAAAUUAAACGAGGAUGAUCGAAGGGGACUAAUAAUAACGGGAAAAUACAAAUUUGAAGAAGUAACUAAGUACGGGAAAUGGAUGAAGUGGAAAGAAGCAAGUGGUGUGUUGUAUGAUAGAAGUAACAGACAAGUUUCAACGAAACUAAAAGAAAAACUAUAUAAAGCUACCAUAAUAACAGCUAUAAUGUACAGAAGUGGAUGUUGGGUAGCCACAAAGAAAAGGAACAACUAA
Diabrotica virgifera virgifera (western corn rootworm) is the source of this 381-nucleotide messenger RNA. RefSeq lists its product as uncharacterized. The record is from RefSeq and is a predicted model, not a curated record. The coding region runs from base 1 to 381 and encodes 126 amino acids. The transcript is spliced from 2 exons. Lineage: Eukaryota; Metazoa; Arthropoda; Insecta; Coleoptera; Chrysomelidae.